CUUCAUGAUCUCCAUAUUCUACGACUUCUCAUUGUCUGAAGUACAAUUUUCCAAUCUUUAAGUUAUGCGCCCGAUGUCGAUGUCCUCUACAACACAAUGGGCACGAAUAAAGGGCUGUGGCUGCCUGCUGAGGUGGCUUGCUCUUUCACCAUGCACCUCACAGCCUUGCCAUCAACAACGCAGCUUCCACCCGAAAUAACAGACAAAGUCGUCUUCAUUCAAAUUUUCAAGUUUUAUUGAAAUCAACAAUUCUUCACAUUAGGCACGAUCGCAAUGGCAGAGUCAGAGCCCGACCUCACUUUCCUCAACGAGCUUUACGGCGAGAUCGAGAGGAACCCACCCGCGCUCGAGGCUCGGAAACUGCUCACUCAACAUUGCUACCACUCUGGAUGGACUGACGCCGCCCGUGAGAAUUUGCAACAAUUGAGAGCCCUAGACCCUUCUGCUUUGGAAGAGGAGCCUUGGACCAGGGACCUUUUACAGAAAUCGUCCUCAAAGGCCACAGAUAAGUCUGCAUCAGAAUCGGGGCCUUCGCCAGUUCAGGUCGCAGCACAGAAAUUGGAAAUGGUCGAAGGCUACCAAAGUCUCCGUCUCCGCGCCAAGAAGAUGCUCCAGGAGACUCGUCUCUUGCAGAACUUCGUCAGUUCUCCUGCCGGUAGUACGAAUCCGGAGCUGAGAGCACGGUUCGAGGCUCACGAUCCGGAUCUGAAUGCGCUGGUCAACGGCCGUGUAUCUUCGGUUCUUAAGGUGCAGCAGCCGGGUUCGGCACGGGGGAUUGCACGUCAAAUGGAGAAGGAUCCUGAGAAGGCUGUUGAUGUCGCUGCUUCGGAUCUUGAGGAUGUUGCUAGGUGGCUACGUUCUCAUGUCACGCGAACUACGGCUGGUGACAAUGAUGCUAUUCGUGAGGCUCUUGUCAAACGAGCGCAGGCACUUAGUGCUGCAUUACCGGACGCUUUGAAGAAGCAUCCAUCAACGGCUAUGAUGCAUAUUGAACAUGAAGUUCUCAAACGGAAGUACCACAGCGAAGAAACCAUGUAUGGUGAUCUGGUUAGUGACAUCCCAAGAGCUCAGUUUUUGGUCACAGACGAUGGGUAUGGAUGGGACAUGGAAGAAUUGGCACAGGCAAUCAAGAGCAACGGCGGUAUCAUGCGAAAUCCUCUCAGCAAGCAAAUGUUCAGUCCUGACGACGUUCGUGCCAUUAUCCAACACCCACUGGGCCAAGACCUGGCUGCAUUGCAGAUCGAGCAAAGCAAACUCUCCCUUGGGAUCCGCGAGAAGACUGUCGAUGAGCUCGAUAAGAUGGCCAAGGUUUUCCUUGCGGAUAUGAGCGAGGAUCAACUGAAAAGCCGUGAGGUUCUCGAAACCUUCAUUGCUUACUUGGCGACGUUGCCAGUGACGGAACAGGAAGCACUUGACAAGCUUCGUGUGCCAGCAGUUGAUAGCCACACCGGGAUGGCUUUCGAUACCUCAAUUGGCGAGGCUGUGCGGGAUGCUCAAGGCAACAAGCUGUGUUUUCACAAAUGUGCAGACUUAUUGACACAGGCUGUAAGCCACCUGAAGAAAUCCCGAUAACUCAGCUGGGGAAGCCUUAGAUCAGGCGUUGUGAGAAGUAGCAUGUGCUGAAUCUUGAAUCCUUCCGUAUUGAGUCACAAUAAUGUACCUGCUCAUUGUUUCAAAUCUGCAAAAGCUU
This is a messenger RNA of Mollisia scopiformis, 1690 nucleotides long. RefSeq lists its product as uncharacterized. Lineage: Eukaryota; Fungi; Ascomycota; Leotiomycetes; Helotiales; Mollisiaceae. The record is from RefSeq and is a predicted model, not a curated record. The transcript is spliced from 4 exons. Bases 274 to 1572 code for a protein of 432 amino acids.